AUGGUCCCAAGCAGGAAGACGUUUUGUCUAAUCCUCACUCUGUUCUCCAUUUUGGCUCAAAUGCCAUCAGGAUGUGAGGCAGGACUUGAGUAUUCCCAGUCAUUUCCAGGAGGUGAGUUUGCCGUGUGUGAGACAUGCAGACUUGGCCGGGGUAAGUGCAGGAAGUCCUGCAUGGAGGACGAGACAGUGGUUGGAAAUUGCAAGCUGAACAUUUUCUGUUGCCGCCGGAGGAUCUGA
Dipodomys ordii (Ord's kangaroo rat) is the source of this 237-nucleotide messenger RNA. RefSeq names its product beta-defensin 12-like. Gene Ontology annotation, cellular component: extracellular region. Bases 1 to 237 code for a protein of 78 amino acids. The transcript has 3 exons. Gene Ontology annotation, biological process: innate immune response. Lineage: Eukaryota; Metazoa; Chordata; Mammalia; Rodentia; Heteromyidae. The record is from RefSeq and is a predicted model, not a curated record.